Molecule: messenger RNA, 803 nt
Organism: Colletotrichum scovillei
Lineage: Eukaryota; Fungi; Ascomycota; Sordariomycetes; Glomerellales; Glomerellaceae
Exons: 1
Coding region: 115-609 (164 amino acids)
Source: RefSeq, a predicted model, not a curated record
AAGUAAGUCCCAGAAGCAGUCUAUAAGCCUCAUUCAGCCCUACAAUUCCGCAUUCGUUCCUCACGAGCUUCAACGGUUCCUAGUUCCGAAGCUAUACUUUCGCUAAACAUCAAAAUGAAGUGCUCUACUAUCAUCGCCGCCUCCUCCUUGGCCCUCGUGUCAGCAGGCAACUGCAGCCUCCCCCAAAUCAACCUGGGCCACUUCGCCUUCCCUCAUACCAACAUGUUUGUCGCCUGGUCGCCCUACACACCGACCACAAUUCAAGAGCUUGAUGAUGUCUGCGUCAAGGCGGGCGCCAUCAAGGGCACGGCCACGUGGACCGCGGUCCGCACCGCGAGCACUUACACGUCGGGACCCAUCUGCGGCAACCCUUUCAACAUCACGAGCGAUGAGACGGGCGUCACGUACCGCAACCUCGAACUAGCUUGCAGCGACGACAACAGUGAAGGACUGGCCACGCAAGUCACUGCUAUUGUGGACGCGACGUCCCAGACUACUGUCCAGACCUGCACGCCUGUGCUGGUGGAUGGUAAGCAGUUCCGCUUGGGGGAUGGAUGCUCCAACUAUCGCGGCAGCUCUCUGUCUUUCGACUUUGCUUGUUCUUCAUAAAGCUGAAGACAGUGGCUUUUGGGUCAGCUGCUGGGUUUCAGGUAUAACUAUGCGCAUUAUUGGGACAAUCAUGAGAAAUUAGAAAAGUUGGGCUCAACCUGUUAGAUAUAAGCCCCAGCUUGGCAUGGGGUUUCCUCUUUUUUCAUACCAACAUAGACCUCGAGCCAGAAGAGCCAAUCAAGCCUAUAUCAGAG